GGAGCAUCCAAAAACAGUCACAAAUUUGUUAUAGCAGGAGCAACAAAAUUUGGCAGUUGCCUUUUCUUCAUAAACCAACAAAACAAAUCAAACACCACGAAAAAUGGCUAUCGGCAAGGAAAACAAGACUAAAUACUUCGAGAAGCUCCACCAACUCUUCCAAAAGUACCACUCUGUCUUUGUUGUUAACAUUGACAAUGUUUCUUCUCAACAAAUGCACACUGUCCGUAAGGACUUGCGUGGUUCUGCUGAGUUGAUCAUGGGUAAGAACACUAUGAUCCGUCGUGCUAUGCGCGGUAUCAUCAAUGAAUUGCCCGAGCUCGAGCGUCUUAUGCCUAACGUUCGUGGUAACGUUGGUUUCGUUUUCACCAACGGUGAUUUGAAGGAAGUCCGUCAAGCCAUUAUUGCUAAUGUCGUUGCCGCUCCUGCCCGUCCCAACGCUAUUGCUCCUUUGGAUGUUUUCCUUCCUGCCGGUAACACUGGUAUGGAACCCGGUAAGACCUCUUUCUUCCAAGCCCUUGGUAUCCCUACCAAGAUUACUCGUGGUACCAUUGAAAUCACUAAUGAAGUUCACUUGGUCGAGAAGGAUACUAAGGUUGGUCCUUCCGAAGCCGUCUUGCUUAACAUGUUGGACAUCUCUCCCUUCACCUACGGUAUGGAUGUCAUUCACGUCUAUGACCAAGGUAACCUCUUCAACCCCGCCAUCUUAGAUGUUUCUGAGGACGAUCUUGUUGCUCGUCUUUUGGAUGCCGCCAAGGUUGUUGCUUCCAUCUCUUUGGCUGCCAACUACCCUACCAUCGUUUCUGCUUUGCACUCCAUUGUCAACUCUUACAAGAACUUGGUUGGUGUCUCUUUGGCUACCGAAUACACCUUCGAGGGUACUGAACAGGCCAAGGCUUUCCUUGCUGACCCCUCUGCUUUCGCUGCUGCUGCCCCUGCUGCUGCUCCCGCUGCUGAGGCUCCUGCUGCUGAGCAAAAGGCUGAAGAGCCUGAGGAGUCCGACGAGGACAUGGGUUUCGGUCUCUUCGACUAAACUCCCUCUGGUAGUUAAUAAAUAGGAUGGUUUCUUUUUUUCCAAAA
This is a messenger RNA of Schizosaccharomyces octosporus yFS286, 1080 nucleotides long. RefSeq names its product 60S acidic ribosomal protein Rpp0. Gene Ontology annotation, cellular component: cytosolic large ribosomal subunit. The record is from RefSeq and is a predicted model, not a curated record. NCBI's taxonomy places the organism in Eukaryota, Fungi, Ascomycota, Schizosaccharomycetes, Schizosaccharomycetales, Schizosaccharomycetaceae. The transcript has 2 exons. Gene Ontology annotation, molecular function: structural constituent of ribosome; large ribosomal subunit rRNA binding. The coding region runs from base 104 to 1033 and encodes 309 amino acids. Gene Ontology annotation, biological process: ribosomal large subunit assembly; cytoplasmic translation; ribosome biogenesis.